Molecule: messenger RNA, 6676 nt
Organism: Mytilus trossulus (common blue mussel)
Lineage: Eukaryota; Metazoa; Mollusca; Bivalvia; Mytilida; Mytilidae
Product: protein jagged-1b-like
Exons: 22
Coding region: 898-4557 (1219 amino acids)
Biological process (GO): cell communication; multicellular organism development; Notch signaling pathway
Cellular component (GO): membrane
Molecular function (GO): Notch binding; calcium ion binding
Source: RefSeq, a predicted model, not a curated record
UCUUCAGGUGUACUAGAAGUUUUUCCCACGAUCGAAAGAAAAAUUCUUUAACAUUAAAAGGAACAAUCAAAAUGUUUGUCGUGUGCUUUUGAAAUUAUUUAACAAGUGAUAAAGUUCGAAUAGCUACAUGUCAGUCACGGAUAGUAUAUCGCUAGUCGAUCUUUUAAAUCAUUACCAAUGACCUGCCGUAUCAAGAAGAUACAGCCGGUGAUUAAGUGAAACAUAUGUGAUCUUUUCAAUAGAAAAAAAAUAUAAUAUUGAUAAUAAUUUCUUUAAAUGAGCCUUUAUUUUGUGACAUUGUGUGGUUUUCAAUCAAUAUACCGAUGUAUUUCUGAAAAAAUCAUUGGAUACCGCCUUGUGUGCUAAUUCAAUAUAAUUACAACUGGAUAUGUCCGAGUCGUGCAGUCGCGCGAACAACGCGUGCCAAGAAAAAUCUAUACUUAGGUUUGGAUUACUAUAAAUACUACGAUUUUACUACGAGAUCUUGAUUGUAGUAAAUAUGUGAAACUUUUUAUAAAAAUUCUACAAAUAUGUGUAACACAUGGUGAUAGUAGAUAAAACGUUACUGGGACAAUUGUAAAAAGAGUUUUGUUGUUGGACACAACCUAAAAUGAUGACAGAUUUAAUUAUAAAAAUAUAUUUUCAACAGAUAGAUACAAGGUAAUGAUUGACGAGGAAAAAUGUUGUUUAAUUAUUGCAUAAAACCAUAUACUUAAUGGAAGUGAGAUACGGAAACUUCAAACGGACAGGCUUUCCAACAGCAUUAGUUUGUAGGAAUGGUUUUCGAAGAUUUUUGUGGAUAUGUGCUUGUAUUACAUCAGAGUGUAACUUUGCUAACAGUUUUAAUGGUUUGUAGAACAAAUACAUGUAUGCAAUCCAUUUAUAAGUUUAGAAAAUAUGUUCCUCUUCUAUUUGAACAUUUUGCUUGUUAUUUUAGAAUUUGUACAAGGAUCGGGCUAUUUUGAAAUACAAAUAAUAACAAUUCACAACCCCCGCGGGGAAGUGAUGGAGGGUGAGUGUUGUGACGGGGACAGAGACGGGAACAAUAGGUGCGUUAAGCAAUGUAACACAAUGUUUCGUGUGUGUUUAAAGGAAUACCAGAGUGUUAUAACUUUUGAUGGAAAAUGUACUUUUGGAAAUAUUACGAGUUCUGUAUUUGGCGGGAACUCAUUCACAUAUCCGAUAGGGAGUAACAAUAGCAGGCUAAAGCUACAUUUCGAGUUUGCUUGGACGUUGACUUACAGUCUAACAUUAGAAGCCUGGGAUCAAGACACGCGUUCAGAUGAUGGUCGGAUUAUCGAACGUGCAUCUUACUCGGGUAUAUUACUACCAGGACCAGACUGGUACACACGGACACACAAUGGACCUACAGCUAGUCUUAUCUAUAGAAUACGGGUGGUUUGUGAUAUACAUUAUUAUAAUACAACGUGUACAAAAUUCUGUCGACCACGAAAUGAUACAUUUGGACAUUAUAAGUGUGAUUCUCAUGGUGACAAAGUGUGUAUGGAGGGCUGGAUGGGAUCGGAAUGUGAUAAAGCUAUAUGUAAAACAGGUUGCAGUCACGGAUCCUGCGACACUCCUGGAGAAUGCAGGUGUGCCUAUGGGUGGCAAGGUGAACUUUGUGACCAAUGUAUUCCAUAUCCCGGAUGUAAGCACGGGUCAUGUAACGGAUCACCAUGGCAAUGCUUUUGUGAUUUAAACUGGGGUGGAACUUUAUGUGAUCAAGACCUGAAUUUCUGUGGUCGUCACCAUCCUUGUACAAAUGGCGGAAUUUGUUUGAAUUCUGCACCAAAUCAGUAUGAUUGUAAAUGUCCGCCUGGUUAUUCAGGCAAUAACUGUCAAAGAACGGAUUUGGCGUGUACUUCUAGUCCUUGUUUAAAUGAAGCUACAUGUGAGAAUGAAAACGGCGGAUUUAGAUGUCAUUGUCUUCCUGGCUGGUCCGGAAGUUUAUGUGAAGAAAAUAUAAAUGAAUGCCAAUCUAAUCCUUGUUUACAUGAAGGCACGUGUGUUGAUGACGUCAACGAAUAUCACUGCCAGUGUAUAUCAGACUGGCAAGGUCCUCAAUGUCAACUGAGCAAGACUGAGUGUAGUGGAAGUCCAUGUGUAAAUGCUCAUACUUGUGAGGAUAUGCUUGGAGAUUAUAUAUGUCAUUGUUUGAAAGGCUGGAAAGGCAAAAACUGUGAUAUAAAUAUCAACGAUUGUCAAUAUCAGUGUCAAAAUGGUGGACGAUGCAUCGAUCUUGUUGCAGAUUACCAUUGUUCAUGUAUUUCCGGUUAUACAGGACGUAACUGUGAAAGUGAAAUAAUGGAAUGUAACAGCAACCCGUGUAAAAAUAGAGCAAAAUGUCAUGACCAAAUAGCUGGCUAUAGUUGUGAAUGUGUUCUUGGUUACUCGGGCUUUAACUGUGAGAUUGACAUUGACCCAUGCUUUCCCAAUCCAUGCAGAAAUGGUGCUAGUUGUUUUAACGUUCAGGAUGACUUUUACUGUCAUUGUACUAAAGACAGGAAAGGGAGAUUUUGUGAUGAAAUCAAAACAACAUGUGAUUCGGAUACAUGUCAAGUGAUUGACAGCUGUACAAUAGCUUUACCGAAUAACAAUUCCAUAGGAGGAGUGCAACUGAUCUCAUCAAAUGUUUGUGGAAAGCACGGGAUCUGUAUAAGUAGACCUGGCGGCCAGUACAGCUGUGUUUGUGAUACAGGAUUUUCUGGAGCAUAUUGCCAUGAAAAUAUCAACGACUGUCUCAGUAAUCCCUGUCAGAAUUCUGGCACUUGUGUAGAUAUGGUAAACUCAUUUCAAUGUAUAUGUAAAGAGGGAUACGAAGGCCUACUGUGUAACAACAAUAAAAAUGACUGUUAUCCUAAUCCAUGUAGAAAUAGAGGAUCGUGCUUUGAUCUGGUAGCUGACUUCAUUUGCCAAUGUCCAAACAAUUGGAAAGGGAAGACAUGUGCCCUGAGGGACUCACAUUGUGAUAAUUCCACAUGUCUUAACAAAGGGAAAUGUAUUGACUUGGAAACAACUUUUACCUGCCAGUGUCCAGAUAAUUAUGAAGGAAGCACUUGUCAAAUUCGAUCAGUCAAUGCAUGUGAUAAUUCACCAUGUAGAAACCAUGGAACAUGUGUUAACAGUGGAGAUACUUUUACUUGUUUAUGUAAAGAAGGAUUCGAAGGAUCUAUGUGUGAAAUCAACAUUAACGAUUGCAAUCCAUUUCCAUGCUAUAAUGGUGGCCGAUGUAUUGAUGGAGAAAACUGGUAUAUUUGUGAGUGUGCAAAUGGCUUUGCCGGACCAGACUGUAGAGUCAACAUAAAUGAAUGCAUAUCGGAUCCAUGUACAUUUGGCAGUACAUGUGUUGAUGGUAUAGGAUCUUUUAAAUGUAUAUGUCCACCUGGUAGGACUGGAACAUUAUGUGAGGAGGUGGCGGGAAAACAGCCCUCACCAUUGUCUUGUCUGUUUAACAGACGCACAUAUCCUGAUAAAUCAAAAUGGGAGCAUGAAUGUAAUUCUUGUAGCUGCGAAAACGGUGUAGUUACUUGUAGCCAGAUUUGGUGUGGACCAUCGAAUUGUCUCAAUAAUUCUAGAUACGUAGGAAAUGUUUUAGAAUGUUCUGAAGGUCAGACCUGUGUUAUACAAACAGAUACAAUAUGUUUUACUCCGCCGUGUGUUCCUUGGGGUCACUGUGAAGACCUCAUGGAAAACAAAGACACCAUUCCUUAUCGCGUGGAUUCAAAUUGUGAAUCGAACAGUCCUCAACUAUCUAAUAAUUGUGCCAAGAUUUCUUUGAUAUUUGACAAAUCAAAAACGCCAGCGGGAGUAUCUGUAGAAACAAUUUGUAAUACAAUUCGGAGGUUACCUGUGCUUAAGACAUUGUCUAAUGACCAACAUGUAUAUGUUGUUUGUAAUUUACAUAAAGUGCGUCUUAAUGCAGUAGAUAUAUUAUUGUCAGUGGAAGCUACCAAGUCAAACAAUCAGAUAGAUGCCACACUUAAAACAGCUAUCGACAACAUAACACAAGUCAUUAGUCAUAAGCAGACAGGAAGUAGUGCUCUGGCAGCAGUAGUUGAAGUAGAGGUGUUGAUGACAGUGUCUGACAACACACUCACUAUGGAAUCCGUUUACCUCAUUCCAGUUAUUUGUUCAGCGAUUGGACUUCUUGGUAUUGUGAUAAUUGCUCUAUUAGUUGUGUUUCAUGUACGACAAAAGAGACGAUUUGAGAGAUCAAAAGCACAUGCUGAGUAUAUUGAACAAAGAACAAACAACGAAAACAAAGAAAAUUUAAGACGAUAUAAAAAUCCAUUAUUCUCAGAAACUAAUAAAGGUGCUGAACACAAGAAAACGAAGUUAGAAAAGGAGUUAGAUAAAAUUGAAAAAAGUCCCAUGCAAAUCAUAUCAAAGUCCGAUUCCAUUAACGAAUCAUCAACAGUGUCUCCCCCUAAGACAAAGGUCAAGGACAUUAACAUAGAACUUUCAAAGUCAAGGGCGAAAGCAGCGGAAAGACAAAAGGAGCUAAUUGAAAUUUCAAAGACAGUGGGAGUUGAUAUUGAAAGCGAAGUUAUGGUUUAGUUUUGUACUCUGUAUACAUGUAUUAAGGUCUUGAAGUAAUGUUUGCCUUGCUUAGUUUUUGAUUUUGUUUUAAAAAGAAGAAAUGAAUGAAUUGAGUUUUAUAUUUGUUGUAAAAUGAGAGUUUAUGAUACACUAAUACUAUGGACUCAUUGAUGUACCUCUGAUAUUUGGUAGACAGAACUAUGCAUGAAUGACAUGCACAAGGCCUGCAUUUUACUUUCUAUAACUACAAAUGUAUUUCAUUUUAUCUCCUUUUCCCUAACAUUCUUGCAUACGAGAUCAUCAAACUACUAUUAAUAGAAGGUUCAUACUUUAGUCCAUGAUGUUGCGAUCCUGAUUUAGUUCUGGAACUUAUCGUAAAUGAAUUUCACAUCUCAAUCGACAAUUGAUUUGUAAUCCUUUUUAAGACAAAAAGUGAAUUAAACUAUUUCUUUUUACUAUCAAACAUCAGAUUAUUGACUGAAUUUUGUAUUUGACAUACAUGCACUAUUACCAACCGAAGAAAUUACUGUAUUACUUGUGGGUAUUUAUUGAGAAAUAAUAUUCAUACCCAAGAAAAUCGUGCUAUUAAUUGCCACUUUUAUAUAUUUACGUGUGGUUUUUCCAGAUAAAGAAAGCAUUUCAAUGAAACAUGGAAAGAAUUGUCACAAGACUCCUAAAGUGUAGGACUGUUAAUGUUAAAAAUAAUGACAAUAAGAAUGAUGUCUGUUGUUAUUAAAUUGCAGCUAUGCUAUAUUUAGAGUAUUUGAAUGUUUUUCUGUAAGAGAAGCUAGGCUAUAGAGGUCUUAUUGCUGCUUGUUAAAAAUAUAAAUAACAAUAUGGUUGUCAUUUUAUCCAUUAAUGUUGUGGUAAAAUCACGUUUUCGUGAUUUGUAUGAAUUUCAUCCCCUUAUGCAUGACCAUGCAACGUUUUUAUGCUUUUUAAUCAAUAGCAGAGAAUUUCCAGGAAUUUAUUUGGCGUUUAAUGAAAAAAUUUAAUACAAAACUCUAAUAACAUUUGAUAAAAUAGGUUGUAACUUUUUACAUUCAAAUAAAAUCAACUGUUAUUAUACAUCCAAUUGAUUUUAAGAACUUCGUUUUACAACUUAUUUCAGGGUGUACCUAAGAUUUUGUUUUUCUUGUUCACAGUCUUUGUGACGACGUUACUUAUGAGACGCUGUACACAAAAAGAGUAUAAAACUAUUUAUUUGAUGACUUGUGUUGAGAAAUUUCAGAAUUUUUUUAUCUGGUGGCCUCAUUUAGGUUAUCUCUCAAAACAUAUGUUUUGAUCCUAAUGUCUUAACAAUACAGUGGAGACAUAAACACACCAUUUUUUUCAAGUUUUCAAUUCUUCUUUGCACAAAAAGUACUACAGUAUAGUUUAAAGAUUUGAAUCAAAGCUUCCUUUUAAUUUUAAUUAAAGACAAAAUUUUCCUCUCUAGUUAUAUAUGAUUGGUAAUAAUAUUGUAGUUUUGUUUUUUUACAUAAACUUUGGCAUAUUAUAGUGUUUAGAAGAAAUUGAUGUUCCACUUUAUAAAAACAAUCCUAAUUUAAUAAAUUCUAACUUUCAUUUCAUAUUUUUACAACUUCAAACAGAUCAGAUUUGCUGGUCUGAUGGUGUUGGACUCUAAAUCAAUGGUCGAAGUAACGUUCAUAGGUGUAUCAUUCACUCAUUAAUAAAUUGUAACUCCCUUUCAACGUAUGCGUAUACAACAAAAAAUAUUAAAAAAAAUAAAUCAAUUGUUAUAAAUUCCUAUUAAAUUUUCAUUAAUAUGCUCAAUAGUUUUAUUUUAUCAAUACAAAAUAUGUUCCAUCCAAUUAUAAAAAGGCAGCAUGUAUAAACAUCAUAUUUAGAAAUCAUUUUGACUUGAUCUAUAUUUAUAGAACACAAUCAUCAUAUCAGAGCAUCAUCAUUCUAAUAAAUCAGUAUAAUCAAAAAAAGAAUUAAUAAGGGCGACAGUAGCUUUAAUUAUUAUUCAAAACCUCUGCAUGGAUUUAAAACUUCAGCCGUAUAUAGAUAGGUAUCCGAAUAUUUCUUAAGAUAUUAGAAAACUAUUUGAUAUAAAUAGAACUAAUGUUUUCCAUUUAAUUACAAACAUUUACCACUUUUUAUGUAUACAAAUGGGCUAUUCCAGGAUUUC